Messenger RNA from Musca vetustissima, 1737 nucleotides. Its product is annotated as inner membrane metabolite transport protein YdjE-like. NCBI's taxonomy places the organism in Eukaryota, Metazoa, Arthropoda, Insecta, Diptera, Muscidae. Gene Ontology annotation, cellular component: membrane. Gene Ontology annotation, molecular function: transmembrane transporter activity. The transcript has 3 exons. Bases 1 to 1737 code for a protein of 578 amino acids. Gene Ontology annotation, biological process: transmembrane transport. The record is from RefSeq and is a predicted model, not a curated record.
AUGGAGACAAAUCAACGUUUGGCGGAGCUGAAGGACUACGUGGAGGAAGAAAACAAUUUAUCCACAAGGGAAAUUGCCAAAAGGAGUCUGGUGCCUCUAUUCAAGAUGAUACUGUUUCGCAGUAUGAUGUUAUCCUUUAGCAAUUCCGUGGCGGUUUCAAAUGCCCUGGUCAUGACAAUGCUAACUGUGGGCGUUACUUGGUCACCAAUCUUGGCGGGUUGUUUACGUUUAGCUGGCAGUUUGGCUUCGUUGAGCAUUAUGGAUAGCCUGGGACGUAAAAUACCCGGUUCAGUGUGGGCCCUUGUCAUAGCUGGCCUCCUAAUACCAAUGGCAGUUGCAACCGACAGUUGGUUUAAUAUUCUAGACCGCCAUAAGAUGUCCUCAGUUGUUGCUAUGUGGAUAUCACUGCAUGUCAUUGAUGGCCUCUUUGCCCCAAUUACCUCUGUCUAUAUGGGUGUCUUCAUAUUCAUUUCGGCUGGUAUGAGCUUGGCCCAAAGUGUUGGUUGGUCAGACAUUAAUGCGGAUCGCCACUUUCUCUAUAGCUGGUUUAUUGCUGUAGCUCUGGGUGCCUUGGUGUCGAUAUUACUGGGCUAUGUUUUACCCAAAAAAUUUAUAAUGGCCUCUUCAGCGGUUCUAAUUUUGGCGGGUGGUAUAAUUUUCGCUAGUGCUCCCCGCAAUAUUGAUGCCUUGGUGGCGGCACGUUAUCUAAAUGGCAUGGCAGUGGGUUUGGCCAUCACAACCUAUCUAAUCUAUGCCAGUGAAUUAUCACGCAAUCGUAUACGUGGUGUGUGCUUGGGUCUGGAACAAUUCUCUCUAAGUCUUGGUAUAGCUAUACAAAUGAUAACCACCUCACAGUGGGAUGUGAUGUCGAGUUUUUCCGUUAACUGCCUUCAUGGUAUAUUGGACAUAAUUAUGGCCAUUUUGGCUGCAGGUUCUUUAAUUUAUUUUAUCGAAUCACCAGUGGAUUUUGUACGCUUGGGGAACGAUACGGCAGCCUUGGAAUGUCUAAGUCAAUUACAACAGAAUCCGAGCAUAACAAUGGAAACAAAUCGCCGCCUGGAGGAACUGAAGCAUUAUGUUCAGGAACAGGAAUAUCUUUCACCACGAGAAUUGCUACAGCGUAGCCUAAUUUCGCUGCUGAAAAUGUUGUUCUUUCGCAGUGCGUUGCUGGCCUUUACAUAUUCGGCAAUUUUGACCAGUCUCUUGGCAUACUCCACCCAGCUGAUUGGUUUCACCUGGACCCCUAUAUUGGCUGCAUGUUUACGUAUCAUUGGCAGUGGCAUGACUUUGGUGAUAAUCGAUAAUAUGGGUCGUAAAUUGCCAGCAUCUAUUUGGGCCCUCAUUAUGGGUGGUCUAAUGGUUCCGAUGGCGGUCAUUGUGACGCAUAGCAUGAAUUUGUUAAAUAGCCAUAAAAUGUCCACAGUGGUUUCUCUCUGGAUUUGUAUGCAAUUUUUUGCUGGUCUUUAUGCGCCCGUCAGUUCUGCCUAUAUGGGUGAAUCUUUUCCGCUGCGUACCAAAGCUUUUUGUAUGGCUGUGUGUGUGAUAGUCGAACAAAUUAUACAAAUCGUUAUAAUUAGUCAGGUCUCCAUUGGCAAUGAUGGUAGUCUAAUGGCCAUGGGAAUUAUGAUAUUAAUAUCGGCUGCGGCAUUCUUUGUGACAAUGCCGGAGACAAAGAAAAUCACCCUGAGAGAGGCUCAGGAGAGAUUUGUGAAUUUAUUGAAUUUGAAAAUGUUUUAA